This is a messenger RNA of Panicum virgatum (switchgrass), 2642 nucleotides long. Its product is annotated as probable inactive DNA (cytosine-5)-methyltransferase DRM3. NCBI's taxonomy places the organism in Eukaryota, Viridiplantae, Streptophyta, Magnoliopsida, Poales, Poaceae. The transcript is spliced from 13 exons. Bases 188 to 2302 code for a protein of 704 amino acids. The record is from RefSeq and is a predicted model, not a curated record. Gene Ontology annotation, cellular component: nucleus.
GCUGUGGACUGUGGUCAACCGCCCUUCUUUCUCCUCUCCCAGGCCUCCCCCCCCCCUCUCUCUCCGUCACGGCCUCCCUUUCUUAGAGGCACCGGCGCGCCGCCCUCGGCCGGUUCUUCGUCGGGCGCUUCGCCGGCGACGAGGAUCCGGCAGGGGCACGCGAGCCUGGAGCCUUAGUUGAUCGAAAAUGGUUAAACUCGAAGAUUAUGCCGAGGACGGCGGCCCAGAUGCUGAUGCCAGGGAUCCCAGGGGGGCUGCUGUGGAUCUACUGCCUGGCUCGGUGCAUGCCAGCUUGAAGGAGGAGGAGGGUCAACCAAGUUCUUCGUCCAGUAGUUUAAGACUACAAUUUAUUGGGAUGGGGUUUUCACCAAAGCUGGUAGACAAGGUGCUCCAGAGACAUGGUGACGAUGAUUCGAACACAAUAUUGGAAUCUCUUUUGUCCUAUUCUGACCUUCAGCAGUCAGGAUCUGAAUCUUCAGGUUCGUUGGGAAGUCUAUUUGAUUCUGACAACGAAGAAAACAAUUCUCCUUUAGAGUCUAGGAAAGGAAUCGACCAAGACAUCAAGCCGGAGCCUGAUUCUUUCUCAGAAAAGUGGUCAUAUUUACUCCGAACAAUGUACUUUUCACAGCAAGAAGUUGAUUUAGCAUUCAAGAAACUAGGUGAUGAAGCUCCAUUAGAACAGCUCGUGGACUGCAUUGUCAGUGCUCAAUCAGGAGGAUUCUCUGGAGAACUGGAAAAUGGUGAUGCUACAAAUGAGGGAAAGGCUGAAGCACUGUUUGGUGUUAUGGAGAAAACACUUAGCUUGCUACAGAAGGGUUUUACCGAGGAAGAGGUGUCAUCAGCUAUUGACAAUUGUGGUCAGAGAGCAACAGUUGAGAUGCUGUCUGACUCAAUUUUGGCAAGGCGAAUAGCCAAUAGCGUUGAGCAGAAAGAGCUUCUGGGCACUUUUGGAUCAUUGGCUUUUGGGAUCUCCAAAGAUCAAAUGCUCUUGGAAGCCAGAAACCAAAAGCACCUUGCCAUGAGCUUUCCAGCUUCUGAGUUUUGGGUGCAUUUAGCUUUUGGACAUUCUGUAAAAGUUGAAUCCAACUUUCUAGGCGAGGCAGAAACUGAUUAUUCGACGUACCAGCCCUCAUACUCUGCUGCGAGCUGUUAUGAUGACGACGACAACAGCACACAUGUUAAAAGGGCUAAGAAUAUGUUUAUGGAUGACAGAGGGGCCUCCAGUAGUCACCCUGUCAAUCCAUGGUCUAUGGGGCAUUGUGCAAGGACCAGUGAUAUGCCUGUUAAGGUAGAACUUGAGGCAACGACACCAGGCCGGCGUGCAAAUGUACGAGGUGACCUUGCUAAGCCCCCAUAUUUCUUGUAUGGAAAUGUUGUUGAGGUCCCAAAAGACACAUGGCAUCAACUCACACAGUUUUUAUACAAUGUGGAACCUGAGUUUGUGAACAGUCAGUUCUUCUCAGCUCUGUCUAGAAAGGAAGGUUACAUUCAUAACCUUCCAAUCGAUAGAAGACGUUUUGUGGUUCCAAAGUCACCGAUGACUAUUGAAGAAGCACUUCCAUUCACAAGACAGUGGUGGCCCUCAUGGGAUACAAGGAAGCAUAUUAGUGUUGUUGCUAUAGAGGCUGCUGGGAUUGAGCAGACAUGUGAUAGACUGGGGAGGAUGGUUAGAGAGUCAAGAGGAGUGCUUUCAGAAGAAAAGCAGAUGCAGAUUAUGCACCAAUGCAAGGUUUCAAACCUUAUUUGGGUGGGUCGGGACAAGUUAAGCCCGUUGGAGCCUCAUCAAGUGGAAAGAAUACUGGGCUACCCACAUAACCAUACAAAUCUGUUUGAACUAAAUCAACCUGAUAGAUUUGCUGUGAUGAGAUAUGCGUUUCAGACUGACACUUUGGCAUACUUCUUGUCAGUUCUGAAAGACCAGUUUCCAGAUGGGAUCAGAGUGCUAUCCAUCUACAGUGGAAUUGGAGGUGCUGAAGUAACGCUCCAUCGGCUAGGUAUUCCUUUGAAGUGUGUGGUGUCUGUUGAGGAAUCUGAUGUGAAUAGGAAAAUUCUGAGAAGGUGGUGGCUCAAAACUGAACAGACUGGGGAGCUGAGGCAGUUGCAUGGAAUCUGGAAGCUGAAAACUCAAGUGAUUGAAGACUUGAUCACUGAGUUUGGUGGUUUUGACCUGAUUAUUGGUGGGAAUUAUACUUCUUGUAAAGGUGGUACAACAGUAAAUACAACGAUGGGCAUGGAUUCCAACCACUUCUUCGAAUAUGCCCGUGUUGUUAAGAGAGUGAGGACUCAAGUUGGAGUUAAUUAGCAAUGGAUAUGAUUCCAUGUUUUCCAUCUUUAAGAUGGGCCAUUUUGGCGAAGGAAGAUGGGCAUCUUCAGAUAGAGCAGGAGGUCCAGGUCCAGGUCCAGGUCCAGUGCUUGAAGCUACAAACCCAGUCCUGGCGAUCCAGUUAGCUUGUUGUGUUCUUACCUCUUUGGAAGGAUUAGAGAGUUUAGAGGGUGGAUUUUGUUGCAUUCUGGCGCUUUGUUGCGUCAUGUUAUUUCCUGUGCCUUUUAAAUUGUACACAACCCCAGUGAGACGUUCUGCUUUCUUAUAAAGUUGGGCCAAGAGCCUGUUAUCUAAAAAAAAAUCCAGGUUUUAUGCAGAA